AGAGAGAAAAAUAAAUAAAAGAAGGUGAAAUUAAUUAAAAUGGUGAUAAAUGGUAGAUUGUUACGUACCUCUAAGCAAAUGGGGUUACGUGACAAUAAUGGUAACCAGAAUCAGCAGCAACGUUGUUAUUCGUUGAUGAAUAAUUAUUCGUUAAAGUUUAAGUGUUUAAACAAAGGUGGCUUUGUUGGCGGAGCAGAGAAGAAGGCAGUUGCAACUAAGGCUGUUGGUACUGCGGUUGUGUCUGAACUAAUUACGACACAAAAUUGGAAGAUUUCAGAUCUAAGUUUAGUCGCAGAUAAUAAUGUAUCAGAUCUGAUACUUCAAAACUUGAAAAAUUUACUCAAACAAAUGCCGCAGAAAUUGCAUCACUUACAGUCCUCCAUUGAGAAGGGUAUUUUGGAUUGCCGGUUCUUCAGUCUUUUUGCAGUCGCAGGGACAUUGAUUGGUUCAUUAUUAUGCUUUAUCGAGGGCUGUUACUUAAUCAUAGAGUCAUACGUCCACUAUUUUAUCGCAAUCUCACAUAAGUCAGACCUUGGACAUGUCGUGCAGCUAUUGAUCGAAGCUAUUGAUAUGUUUCUAUUGGGGACUGCUAUGCUUACAUUUGGAAUGGGGUUGUAUGUCAUGUUUGUGGGAUCAAGAAAUAUUAAUGUUAAAGGAGAUGAUCAAAUGUCAGGCAAAAAGUCGUAUUAUUUUCAAACACUUCCAUCAUUGAUGGGAAUGAAAUCAGUAAUGCAAGCCAAAUCAAGAAUAGGACAUGCACUUAUAAUGUUACUUCAAGUGGGAGUAUUGGAGAAGUUCAAGAAUAUACCUGUAGUUAAUGGAUUGGAUCUUGCUUGUUUUGCUGCUGCUGUUUUUGUUUCCUCCAUAUGUGUCUUCAUUCUUUCUAGGCUUGCUGUCACUAACACAAAGGCUGGAAACUAAGAUAAUUCAUUUGUAAGAAAAAAAAUAGGUCUGUAUACUAGUCUACAAUUAGGACUUGUUAUAGUUGACCUUAUUGUUAAAUAUUUUUUCAAUUUGUAACAAUUAAAAUACAUUUGUUCAUAUCUGUUUUUGUAUAU
Molecule: messenger RNA, 1058 nt
Organism: Solanum verrucosum
Lineage: Eukaryota; Viridiplantae; Streptophyta; Magnoliopsida; Solanales; Solanaceae
Exons: 4
Coding region: 40-921 (293 amino acids)
Source: RefSeq, a predicted model, not a curated record